AUGUUUUCGUCACUUCAUCGCCGAUGCUUCAGCGUGCUAAAAUCAACACACCCUCGUAUCCGGAAGACUGUCCCCGUAACGUGCGGCUCUGGAGGCUCCGUAGAUAUCGACUUGUACAACAUUGAUGAGUUUUCACCGUCCAAGUUCCUCGUUAUCCAUUUGCCUCCGCUGCCCGAGAGUGCCAAUGGGGUGAAGCAAUUGCCAGAGUUUCUGCACGACUGGCCCGUCGCUAGUAUCAACUACCGAUGGACGACUGAGCGCCUCAAUGCCGCCAGCCAGGAGGACGAGGAAGAGUUCCUCAACACUGCCGACUGGCCUGUGCCGAUGCAUGAUGUGGCAUUUGCCUACCAAUGGAUUGCUGAAGCUUUGAUGCCGCCAGACAAUGGCCGAGGCAGCAUCUACGUCUACGGCUCUCAUCUCGGCGCCGGCCUAGCCAUGUCCCUCUCCCUUACAGAAUCACACCCUCAUAAACCGUUCUGUGUCCGUGGCGUCGCAACCUACAACGGCAUCUACAACUGGACCAUGUUCCUCCCAGGCCACAAGGUCCUCGGCGCAAAAUCCGUCAGAGACGCAAUGAGGGCGAUGCGGCGUGCAAACGGGAAUGCUCGACUCGACUCCCUGCAUGGGAGACUGGUGUCUCUGUUCCAAGAGCCGGCGAAUCUGUUUGACCCCUUUGCGAGCCCGAGUCUCUUUUUUCAUAACCCGGGACUGUCUAUACCCGAGUCGUUUUACGCUUCUGCUGAGUUUGCGGGCGUUGUGAGUGCCAUGAAGGGGGAGAAGAGCUCUGUUGGGAUGGAGACUUCUUCUGGUACGCCUCGUAGAUCGUAUCUUGUGUUUCCACCGCGGCAAUCGACUCUCAAGAUUCCUGAGACAAUGCUCUUACAUGACGCACCGUCUCAGUCACAUUUACAUCAACAUUCACCAGAGAAAAAGACGAAACCAGAAAAAUCAAGUUCCAAAAUUCACGACACAAGACACACGUUCAUGGCUCAGGCGGAUGAGAUGGCGAGUUUAAUGCGGCGCAGCAUCGCUCGGGUCGAGCUUAAGGAGCGGGCUAGAUGGGAUGAAGACGCGCAAUAUUUGGCUGAAGAGCCAGACCGCAGAAUUAAUGUUGUGGAAGUGGGACAGGAAAGAGAAGAGCUUGGCUUGAAUGAUGCUGGGCAGCGGGUUGUUUCGGAUUGGAUGGGCAAGUUGAAUACGAUACGACGAUGGCUGUGA
Trichoderma harzianum CBS 226.95 is the source of this 1218-nucleotide messenger RNA. RefSeq lists its product as hypothetical. The record is from RefSeq and is a predicted model, not a curated record. The coding region runs from base 1 to 1218 and encodes 405 amino acids. NCBI's taxonomy places the organism in Eukaryota, Fungi, Ascomycota, Sordariomycetes, Hypocreales, Hypocreaceae. The transcript is spliced from 2 exons.